AUGGCGUCUUAUUUCCAAUUAUCCUCGAUGCCCAAACGAUUACUCCAAUAUGCGCUCUCUAGUUUGGAAGUCUUCGAGACGGAUGCAUUGGAUUUAGAGAAUUUGGAUAUUGCGUGGGGGAAAAAUAGCACGUUUGAAUUUAAGGAUGUCGGGUUGAGAUUAAAGAAACUCGAGACUUUACUACAACUUCCUUCCACGAUCGCAUUAAGUAAAGCGAAAGUUUUACUGCUGCGGCUCACGAUACCGGUCGAUAUAUAUAGCAGCCCGAUAUUGGUCGAAGUUGAUGGGGUGGAUGUGCAGUUGAGGGUUAGGGAGGAGAAGGGUGCAUAUAGUUCACGGACAAACCAUGACAGGUUAAGGAAGAAGUCGCUAUCGAGAAACCAGGACCCAGAUCCCACACUUCCAACUGCAGAGGACCUUGCGGCAUCAUUUCUACAAACCGAAUCGAGAGAAGAAAAAGAAGAGUUGGAAGCCGCAAUUCUUGGGGAGACGCAGGAUGUAUCAGAGUCUGUUACAUCUAAUGAGGGAGGAGACUCACCUGUUGGGACUGGGACGGCUCUCUCGUUACCGGCGUUCAUGGCUAGAUUUUUGCAGGGCAUUGUGGACAGGCUACAAGUACGGGUGCGUGGGAUUACUUUCAAUGUGGAUCUCGAUAUUCCUGCAGAAGGACCGACACCAAACCGUACCACGGAUCCAGUAACAGUUCAAUUGAAGAUUGACGAUGUCGAUAUCGAGGGAGUUACACAUGAUAUUGAGUCCGCCCAGACGAGAGGGGGGAAGGACAUAACAUCGUUAUUCAAGGAGGGAAAGAGACUGAUCUGUCUCAGCAAUAUUCAAGGAGCACUUAUCACAGAGGCAAAUUUAUUUCAGACUCUCUCUCGAUCAUCCUCCGUUGUAUCGCCAAUACCUCCGCACUCUGACGUAACCGAAUCUCGGCGGGCUACAGAUAAGCGAUCAUCAGAAGAAACACAAACCAUUUCUGUGGAAAGCAUGGGUGCAUCUGAUCGAGUUGUUUCCCCUAGCCCCCCCUCAUCUCCUGCUUCGUCACUACGAGUCUCCGAAUCUUCACUGCCGGAAAUAAGACGUCCUUCACCUCCUUCAAGGCCCGUGAAACCCUCGCCAGUGGUUAAAGGUUCGACUGUUGCUAAUGAUAGUGGACGAUCUGAUGAUGCAUCAGAAGAUGGACAUUCCAGUCCUUCCGGCAGCGAGCAUGGGUAUAUCGACAACAGCGAGAUGGGAGAUAGCUUGCUUCAAAGCUCAGCAAUUCUUGACCAAGUCACCGACUCCCUACUUUUGGAUCAUCCUGAGGGAGAUGAUAUGAGAUCUUCAAUAUCACAAUCUGAACAUAGCACACCUGGCGGAAAUUCACGCACUUCAACGCCAAGGGCCUCUGCUCACAUUUCCUCGCCCUCUGGUCAGGCUCCAGAAUUCAAUGCAUUCCACAGCGUUAACAGAGCUCACAACAUGUUACAAUCUACCAUGCUGCCCCCCAGAGCUCAUACUAGAUUCUCUGUGGAGCGAAUAUCUCAUUCACAGCCGACACUUCCGCCCACUACCGCGCCGCUUGAUCGGACUUAUUUAGUUCAGCAGUCUAGGGUUCCAUCGGAAGAUUCUAUGAGUGAAAGUAGUAGCUCCACUUUCAAUGAGGAGAUUGGAGAUGAUCUUGCGCAGUCUCAAUUAUUCAGUCAUGAAGAGGCUGAGAGCAUGUACAUGAGUGCGGUCUCAUUUACUUCUGCUGCUCCAAUCCCCGGUGGGUGGGCAGAUUCAGGCACUGAUAGCGAAGAUGCGAGAUCUCCACCACUUACCCCAAGGGACUAUGAUACACGAGUGGAAAAGCUCGACAAUCUUGAGCAUGCUCGCCACUCUAUGCAUUCGGAUGGCGCGUCAGACCUUAAUUUUCUUGAGAAAUCCACGAUCUUGCCCUCAAGCUCACUACAUGCAUCAAAUAGAAGCAUAGGUUCUAUUCGCCCGGAAACUCCACGCCAGCCUGAGAUCUUACACAAAGUUUCGAGCGAUCUCUCAGUGAAGUCUGUUGUUGCUUCUAGUGACUAUAAGCGAAUGACGAAGCAGAUCUUCAGUCUUGAUCAAGUCGCUAUCUAUAUUCCGGCGAUGAAUAACCCUUCUUCUGAUCCUGUAGAUGCAGCUGCUGAAUCAGCACUAUUUGGCAGCACUUUUGACGGCCACAAUGACUCGCAGUCAAACACAAUGGAUCUUCCUGGGGCAUUUUCUAUCCAUCUACCCAGAGACCAACAUUCACGGUCGUCGCCGAAACCAACACCGAGAAUUCCAAUACAGCCACCACAGAAGCCUGAAGAGAACAAAUCAAUUGAGGUUGACGUGGGAAAUCUACUGGCUCAAUUUGAUGUAUCUGUGGGCAGACUUAUAUAUAAGCUCGUUUGCCAGAUUCAAGGGUCUAUGAAACAGAAGACACAAGCAACCACUGUAUCAAGUAAGCCUACAUCUAGCUCUCCUGAACCUCAACUCAGGGUCAGUGCGCAAAUUGUAUCACUUAAGUUCUUGGAAAAUCUUAAGGGUACUUUGGGUUCACAGAUUUCAGAACCACCGACGAAGUCAUCGGAUUCGGAUGUUCUUCUCAAGACCACAAUCAAGGGGUUCAAUGUCUCUAGAGAUCCUUCGGGCACUACUACCAAGACUAGCAUAACACUACAGAAGUUCAUUUUUGGCUACGCUCAAGAAAACAUAAUUUCUUUUGAUGCAGGUCUUCAAGUGAGAGCUUCUACUCGUGAUCUUGCCGCUUCUGCUGGCAUUGACGUGUCUGCCAAUAUAUACCAAAGUCAUGACAGUACUCGAUUUGAGGUCCAUACGCUGCCCUUGCAUGUGGCGGUUGACCUGCAGCAUCUUGAUGAGACUUUUAGCUGGUUUGGUGGAUUGAGCAGUGUACUCAACCUUGGUAGCUCGAUGGCGUCGAACUCGACAGUCAUUUCCAGCCCAGUAAUAAAGCCGAAGACGAAAGGCGUAAAAUUCAAUACGCCUAUCGAACUUGAUGAUCAAACAGUGGCGGUGCAGAACAAGGCAGAUGUUAGGAUCGGUGGGUUGAUUCUUGACUUGGUGGGCACUGAAUGCAGCGUGGGAGUUGAAACUUCUGCUGUGAAGUUGAUCAGUCGCGAGGAAGGAAUCGGCAUUGGUAUUGACAAGAUCAGAUUGUCUGGGCCACAUCUCAAGCAUUCCGUUGACGAUCCCGCCAUUGCUAUUGACGUUUCCACGACGCGCAUUGAGUUCUUAAACGCACCCAAGGACAACGAUAUAGAUCGAUUGUUGGCAUUAAUCGCACCAUCGAAUUCAAAGUAUGAUCAAGACGAUGAUAUUCUUCUUGAUACUCUACUUCGUCAAAGACAACAAGGAUCUGUACUCCGACUUACUGUGGAUGAUCUACAGGCCAAAAUUGGUAAGUUGCAAGAGUUGAGCUAUCUUCCAGAAUUGGGUGAGGAGGUCGCAAGGCUAUCCACAGUCACAAAGUACUUACCCGACGAUGAUCGACCGGGUCUUUUGUCCUUGGUCAAAGUCAAGAAGCUUGGUGCCGACGUCGAUGUCAACAGCUCUGUGGGUAGUCUUCAACUCAAGGCUACUGAUUUGGAUAUGGCGCAAAUCCCUAUACCAUCGCUAGUAGCGUUAAGUGUCGGCACGGUUUCUGCUUACCGAAACCAUUCUGAGGAGUUGAUUGGUGCGGGCACAGAUCAAGUAUUCAAUAGGCCAGAAUUACGAAUUCCAAGCAUUAUGGCUCGAUUGAUUGGUGAUGAGAUGGAGCCUAUCGUGAAAAUCAAACUUUGGAAUCUAAAAGUCGAAUAUCGCGUUCCUACACUCAUGAUGCUGCUCGGGCUGGCGGAUACUGCAACUGGAGAUGAGAUGUCAGCUAGUAUCACGACGUCAGUCGCUACACUGCGGGACUUAGCACAGCCACCAACUCCAAAGGGUAAGGAGAAGAGUGUUGAAAAAAGCCCCGCGUCCAGUAGUAGUCCGGCCAAACCAAUGGCCAUUGAUGUCGUUCUAAAAGACUGCAUCGUGGGUCUCAAUCCCUUGGGCUUGCCUUCGAAAAUUCUUGCCGUAUUGACCGAAGCACAUGUGGUUGCGGUUUUACCAAAGGAUCAGAACGCAAGUGUCACAGCUGAGUUAAGCAAGGCUUCUCUUCUUGUCAUUGACAAUGUUGCUCAUCUUGCAAGUACUGCGCAAUCAGAUCAUAAAAGGAAUUCCUUUAAUGGUAGCAGUAAUCAAGUGGCAGAUCUCACUUCAAUGGGCUAUGUGUCAGUCAGCUACAUUUCAUCUGCAAAGGCCACUGUUCUUCUUUCCGUUGACGAUGAUGGUCGGAAUUGCCUUGAUGUUGAGUUGCGAGAUGAUCUCUUCGUGCUUGAAUCAUGCGCCGACUCCACUCAAACAUUGAUCAGCGUGCUUGGUAAAUUAGCUCCACCGGUAAAAGCACCGAGAAAGGAGGAGAACACUUAUCAAACAAAGGUUGUUCCGCUUAACAAUCUUCUGGCCUCUGUAUCAAUAGAUGCCUUUGGAACUCCUGAAGGUCAAUACGAAUUUAGCAAUGAUUUCACAGAGCUUGGGGACUUAACUGACGAAGGAGGAAGCGAACUCGGCUUCGAUUCCGAUUACUGUAAAGGUGGAUCCGACGACGGAUACAAAGAAGCUGUCCUUGACGAUUCAGAGGAUUCAUUAGCGUCCCUGAACCUCACCGCACGCGAUACUCGGGAUGGUGUUUUACUGGACAGCUUUGUGGAAGAGCCAGAAAUUGAUAACGUAGCUCUAUCGUUCCACGAGGACCAUUUUGGGACAGGCACAUCACUGGAGCAGUCCGCUCAUAGGUGGAACUCGGCCAAGAAUACCUAUGAUACCUCCAGCUACAGCAAAGUCAAGAAGAGCCCAUUGAGGUUACGCGUACGAGAUGUACACAUCAUCUGGAAUCUAUUUGAUGGCUACGAUUGGCAAGAAACUCGGGAUACAAUUUCCAAAGCUGUACAAGACAUCGAAUCCAAAGCCAUUGAAAAGCGUGCUCGGAAUGAAAGACGCUCAACUUGGGAGCAGGAUAUCGAUGAUGACGAAGAUACUGAGCGUGGAACCUUUUUGCUCAACUCAAUGUGGAUCGACAUUCCCAACAGUCGUGAUCCCCGUGAGCUCGCUGCAGCUAUCAAUCAACAGCUGAACGACAAUGCUACCGAAACGGAAUCAGUAGCAACCACGAGUUAUACUGCCACCACAAGCAGACAAGGAGGCGGACGCGCAGCCAAGAAGCUUCGACUCAAUCGAACUAAACACCAUAAGAUUGCAUUCGAGUUGAAAGGAGUCUGUGUCGACCUUGUGACUUUCCCGCCCUUCAGUGGUGAAACCCAGAGUUCCAUUGAUGUUCGUGUACAUGAUCUCGAGGUGUUUGAUAACAUUCGCACCUCGACCUGGAGAAAAUUCGCUACUUACAUGCAAGAUGCAGGUGAAAGAGAAAAGGGUUCAAAUAUGGUUCACAUCGAGAUCAUGAAUGUGAAACCUGUUCCUACACUUGCUGCAACUGAGAUGGUUAUCAAAGUGACUAUUCUUCCACUUCGGCUUCACGUUGAUCAAGACGCUCUUGACUUCAUCACUAGAUUCUUCGAAUUCAAGGUAGAAUCGGAUUUCGAACCUGAAGCUCCGGGCGAGAAACCAUUCCUACAAAGAGUGGAAGUUAAUUCCAUUGAUGUCAAAUUGGAUUUCAAGCCAAAACGUGUCGACUAUUCUGGUCUUCGUUCCGGUCGCACUACGGAAUUCAUGAACUUCAUGAUACUUGACGGAGCUGAUCUGACACUCAGACAUUGUAUCAUUCACGGUUGUUCAGGGUUCGACAAGAUGGGCCAAGUCCUCAAUGAUAUUUGGACGCCAGAUGUCAAAGAACAUCAACUUCCCGGUAUCUUGGCCGGGUUGGCUCCAGUCCGCUCUAUCGUUAACGUCGGAAGUGGUUUCAAAGAUCUCGUGGCGGUACCCAUGAACGAAUAUAAGAAGGAUGGAAGAAUCGUUCGGAACAUCUCCAGAGGCGCCGCCAUAUUUGCUAAAACCACGGGUACCGAACUCGUCAAACUCGGUGCUAAAGUUGCCAUUGGUGUACAAACCGUCCUACAAGGGGCUGAAGGUCUUCUUGGGCCCCAAGAUGCCUCUCUAUCCCAUGGCAAUUCCAGCGAUGACGAAGAUGAACGCAAGCAAAUCUCACUCUAUGCCAAUCAACCUGUUGGUGUAAUGCAGGGCCUCAGGGGCGGGUACGCUAGCUUACAGCGAGAUCUGAUUAUGGCUCGAGAUGCAAUUAUCGCAGUUCCGGGAGAGGUCAUGGAAGAUGGCAAUGCGAAGGGGGUAUUGAAGGCCGUGAGGAAACAUGCUCCUACUGUGAUAUUGAGACCAGUGAUUGGAGUGGCAAAGGGGGCUGGACAAGUGUUGAUGGGGGCUACGAAUACUUUAGAUAAGAAGAAUCUGGAGAGGGUUGAUGCUAAAUAUAAAAAGCAUUGA
Messenger RNA from Botrytis byssoidea, 6480 nucleotides. RefSeq lists its product as uncharacterized. Gene Ontology annotation, molecular function: phosphatidylinositol-3-phosphate binding. The coding region runs from base 1 to 6480 and encodes 2159 amino acids. The transcript is spliced from 3 exons. The record is from RefSeq and is a predicted model, not a curated record. Gene Ontology annotation, biological process: piecemeal microautophagy of the nucleus; autophagy of mitochondrion; reticulophagy. Lineage: Eukaryota; Fungi; Ascomycota; Leotiomycetes; Helotiales; Sclerotiniaceae. Gene Ontology annotation, cellular component: extrinsic component of membrane; phagophore assembly site.